AUGGGUCCAUUCCGAGGAGGACGUGGAGAUUCUAGAGGAGGUGGCGGUGGCCGUGGUCGUGGAGGUGGUGGAGGUUUCCGAGGUCGAGGUGGUGGCGGCCGUGGUGGAGGAGGUGGUGGUAGAUUUAAUCGAGAACCUGAAGGUCCACCUGAUUCUGUAGUUGAAAUUGGAUCCUAUUCACAUGCAUGUGAAAGUCAACUUGUAUGCAAGGCAACAAAUGAUAUGAUUCCGUAUUUUAAUGCUGGUAUCUUUCUUCAGAAUAAACAACAAAUUGGUAAAGUAGAUGAAAUACUUGGUCCAAUGAAACAAUAUUGGUUUUCUGUAACAUUAUUGGAAAAUAUGAAUCCAAGUUCAUUCAAAAAAAAUGAAAAACUUUUCGUUGAUCCAAAUAAAUUAUUGCCAUUGGCUCGAUUUUUACCACGACCAGCAGGAUCUAAACCAACAGGUGGUGGUGGACGAGGAGGACGUGGUGGAGGUGGUGGUAGAGGUGGUUUCCAACGUGGUGGCCGAGGUGGUGGUGGUGGUUUUAAUGCCCGAGGCGGCCGUGGUGGCGGUGGCGGUGGUGGUGGUGGAUUUCGAGGUCGAGGCGGUGGUCGAGGUGGUGGUGGUGGUGGAUUUCGAGGUGGUCGAGGACGUGGCAACUGA
This is a messenger RNA of Rotaria sp. Silwood1, 645 nucleotides long. The record is from the annotation of a GenBank genome assembly. NCBI's taxonomy places the organism in Eukaryota, Metazoa, Rotifera, Eurotatoria, Philodinida, Philodinidae.